GCGUGAGCGAGAGCGGUGGCCGCCGGGUCUGUCGCUUCGGUGCCGCUGUCCGCUGCGCUGCCUCCGCCCUCGCCGCGCGCCACCGCCUGCGGGACCCGGAGGAGCUCCCAGCGCCCCCGACGGGGCAGAGGAGUGGGGACCAGGGGAGCCGACGCUGAGGGAGGAGCCGGGUCGGAGCGGCUGAGCCCAAGGCCCCCGGGCGUGGAGGUGGGGGGCUGAGGCCCCCGAGGGGGCCCCGCCGCGAUGGGCAACCUGGAGAGUGCCGAGGGGGGCCCGGGCGAGCCGCCUUCGGUCUCGCUGCUGCCGCCGCCCGGCAAAAUGCCGAUGCCUGAGCCCUGUGAACUGGAAGAGAGGUUCGCCUUGGUGCUGAGCUCCAUGAACCUGCCUCCCGACAAGGCCCGGCUCCUGCGGCAGUAUGACAAUGAGAAGAAGUGGGAUCUGAUCUGUGACCAGGAACGGUUCCAGGUGAAGAAUCCUCCCCACACUUACAUCCAGAAACUCCAGAGCUUCUUGGACCCCAGCGUAACCCGGAAGAAGUUCAGGAGGAGAGUGCAGGAGUCAACCAAAGUACUGAGGGAGCUGGAGAUCUCACUUCGCACCAACCACAUUGGGUGGGUUCGGGAGUUUCUGAAUGAUGAAAACAAAGGCCUGGAUGUGCUGGUGGAUUACCUGUCCUUUGCCCAAUGUUCGGUCAUGUUUGACUUUGAGGGUCUGGAGAGUGGUGACGAUGGUGCGUUUGACAAGCUCCGGUCCUGGAGCAGGUCCAUCGAGGACCUGCAGCCACCCAGCGCCCUGUCAGCCCCCUUCACCAACAGCCUCGCUCGCUCUGCGCGCCAGUCUGUGCUCCGGUACAGCACUCUCCCUGGGCGCAGGGCCCUGAAGAACUCCCGCCUGGUGAGCCAGAAGGAUGAUGUCCACGUCUGCAUCCUUUGCCUCAGAGCCAUCAUGAACUAUCAGUAUGGCUUCAACCUGGUCAUGUCCCACCCUCAUGCUGUCAAUGAGAUCGCACUCAGCCUCAACAACAAGAAUCCAAGGACCAAGGCCCUUGUCUUGGAGCUCUUGGCAGCUGUGUGUUUGGUGCGGGGAGGUCAUGAAAUCAUUCUUGCUGCCUUUGACAAUUUCAAAGAGGUAUGCAAGGAGCUACACCGCUUUGAGAAACUGAUGGAGUAUUUCCGGAAUGAGGACAGCAACAUUGACUUCAUGGUGGCCUGCAUGCAGUUUAUCAACAUCGUGGUGCACUCAGUAGAGGACAUGAACUUCCGGGUGCACCUGCAGUAUGAAUUCACCAAGCUGGGGCUGGAGGAGUUCUUGCAGAAGUCAAGGCACACAGAGAGCGAGAAGCUGCAGGUGCAGAUCCAGGCGUACCUGGACAAUGUGUUUGAUGUGGGAGGCUUGCUGGAGGAUGCGGAAACCAAGAACGUGGCCCUGGAGAAGGUGGAGGAGCUGGAGGAACAUGUGUCCCAUCUCACGGAGAAGCUUCUGGACCUGGAGAAUGAGAACAUGAUGCGUGUGGCAGAGCUAGAGAAGCAGCUGCUGCAGCGGGAGAAGGAACUAGAGAGCGUCAAGGAGACUUACGAGAACACGAGCCACCAGGUACACACGCUGCGGCGGCUCAUUAAAGAGAAGGAGGAGGCCUUCCAGCGCCGAUGUCACUUGGAGCCUGGGGCACGGGGCCUGGAGUCAGUGGGCAGCGAGGCUCUGGCCCGGAUAGGCCCUGCAGAGCUGGGUGAGGGCCUGCUGCCCUCUGACUUGGACCUCCUGGCUCCAGCCCCACCGCCCGAGGAGGCCCUGCCGCUGCCUCCACCGCCAGCUCCUCCCCUUCCCCCACCACCGCCCCCGUUACCAGAUAAGUGUCCCCCAGCCCCACCUCUCCCUGGCGCUGCUCCCUCUGUGGUGUUGACAGUAGGCCUGUCAGCCAUUCGCAUCAAGAAACCCAUCAAGACCAAGUUCCGGUUGCCUGUCUUCAACUGGACAGCAUUGAAACCCAACCAGAUCAGCGGCACUGUCUUCAGUGAACUUGAUGAUGAGAAGAUCUUGGAGGACCUAGACCUGGACAAAUUUGAAGAACUGUUCAAGACGAAAGCCCAGGGCCCCGCUCUUGACCUAAUCUGCUCUAAGAACAAGACAGCGCAAAAGGCCGCCAGCAAGGUGACCCUAUUGGAAGCCAAUCGUGCCAAGAACCUGGCCAUCACCCUCCGCAAGGCUGGCCGCUCGGCAGAGGAGAUCUGCAGGGCCAUCCACACGUUUGACCUCCAGACACUGCCUGUGGACUUUGUGGAGUGCCUGAUGCGCUUCCUGCCCACGGAGGCCGAGGUGAAGCUGCUGCGGCAGUACGAGCGGGAGCGACAGCCGCUGGACGAGCUGGCGGCCGAGGACCGCUUCAUGCUGCUCUUCAGCAAGGUGGAGCGGCUGACACAGCGGAUGGCCGGCAUGGCCUUCCUGGGCAACUUCCAGGACAACCUGCAGAUGCUCACACCGCAACUCAACGCCAUCAUUGCCGCCUCUGCCUCUGUCAAGUCCUCCCAGAAGCUGAAGCAGAUGUUGGAGAUCAUACUUGCCCUGGGGAACUAUAUGAACAGCAGCAAGCGAGGUGCUGUGUACGGCUUCAAGCUCCAGAGCCUGGAUCUGCUGCUGGACACCAAGUCCACUGACAGGAAGAUGACACUGCUGCAUUUCAUCGCCUUGACGGUGAAGGAGAAGUAUCCAGACCUGGCCAACUUCUGGCAUGAGCUACACUUCGUGGAAAAGGCCGCGGCAGUGUCCCUGGAGAACGUGCUGCUAGACGUGAAGGAGCUGGGCCGGGGCAUGGAGCUGAUUCGGCGGGAAUGCGGCAUCCAUGACAACAGCGUCCUUCGGAACUUCCUUAGCACUAACGAAGGCAAACUGGACAAGCUCCAGCGUGACGCCAAGACGGCCGAGGAGGCCUAUAAUGCAGUUGUGCGCUACUUCGGCGAGAGUCCCAAAACCACACCCCCUUCUGUAUUCUUCCCAGUGUUCGUCAGAUUCAUUCGUUCUUACAAGGAAGCAGAACAAGAGAACGAAGCUAGAAAGAAGCAGGAGGAGGUAAUGCGGGAGAAGCAGCUGGCUCAGGAAGCCAAGAAACUGGAUGCCAAGACCCCAUCUCAGCGGAACAAGUGGCAACAGCAGGAGCUAAUCGCAGAGCUGAGGCGGCGCCAGGCCAAGGAGCAUCGGCCUGUUUACGAGGGGAAGGAUGGUACCAUUGAGGACAUCAUUACAGGCCUGCACCACCAGCCCAUUGUCGUUCGCCACCAAGCCAGGAGUGCCGCACCACCCAGCGGGCCCCCGCGGGCUCCAGGGCCCCACUAAGAAUACCCUGAAGGCAGAAGCACUUCAGCUCUCCAACCUGUGGACCUGGGGCCCUGGAACUAGCCGAGGGUGCAGCGCAGGGCUGUGCUGCUCCCUGCCUAGCAUCCACCCCAGCUCUCAAAGCUGCACGUGCCUGACACCACCGGGGACCCUGGGUCUCCUGGGGCCUGGCACUUCCCUGGUGCCUCUAGGACUGCACUUCGGCCCCACGGUCUUCAGCUUCAUUUCCCAACUGAAAGGUCACCAAAGGUCAGCUCAGAGCUGGGAAAAGGCAUUUCUAGCUUUAGCCUGUAUAGGGGCCCACAGCCCCCUUUGUCACUAGGUCAGAGGAACAAGAAGGGAAAGCAGAUACCCCUUCUUUUUUUCCCCCCUUCCUUUUUGCAGGCUCUUGGUCAGCUGUGGUCUGUAAGUAUCCAGACUCGGGGGGCUCCAGGACCCUACAAGUCUCAGAUCAUCUUUUACCAGGGGCAAGGCCCACCUAAGCCUGGUCCCCACCCAGCUGGGCCCUGGUAAUAAGGGUAAAGGAGAGAUACCAUGCUUAUUGCCCUUAGCCCCUUCCACUCUAAGCUGGCUCUGUCCUUGUUGCGUGGGCAGAGGGUAGAGGUUCUCCCGGGACUGCUAGAGAAAGGGCGCACCAUCAGCACCGUCGCCCCCUUUCCACAACUAGGGUAUUUUGGCAGGGGAUGGGGGCACAGCGGUCUUAGCUGUUUUCUCAGUCUUUUGCAAGUUUGUCCCAGCCCCCGCAGGGGAAUACAGGGACCCAAUUCUUUCUGUACAUGUACCACCUCCCUUCUCUCAUGUACAUAAAUCCCAGACCUUCCUUCUCCCAACAAAGGCUUGAAGCACUA
This is a messenger RNA of Neogale vison (American mink), 4175 nucleotides long. It is a transcript of the gene FMNL3, whose product is annotated as formin like 3. Gene Ontology annotation, biological process: cell migration; cortical actin cytoskeleton organization; regulation of cell shape. NCBI's taxonomy places the organism in Eukaryota, Metazoa, Chordata, Mammalia, Carnivora, Mustelidae. Gene Ontology annotation, molecular function: small GTPase binding; actin filament binding. The coding region runs from base 244 to 3327 and encodes 1027 amino acids. Gene Ontology annotation, cellular component: cytosol. The transcript is spliced from 26 exons. The record is from RefSeq and is a predicted model, not a curated record.